AUGGUUCCUCCGAUACAAAAGAAUCCGCAUGUAGGAAGCAUUGCAGUAUUGCAAACAAAACCAGGAAAAAACGAUGCAUUAAACAUAUUGAAAAGGGUCGCUCAUAACGUAUCGUAUCUGAUGAAAGAGGAAAGGUUCAAAGUAAGACAAUUAGUUGAGUUUUAUCCACGGAAUCGAUCACUUUUAGGUAUGAACGUGAACAAAGGCAUGAAGAUCAUGUUGCGGCUUAGAGACCCAUUAGACGAAUAUAAAUUUCUACCGAUAGAAUCUAUUAUGGGUACCAUGCUUCAUGAGCUUACCCAUAAUUUACAUGGUCCUCAUGACCGAAAGUUUUACGAAAAGCUGGAUCAAUUAUCGGGAAGACAAUGGACCAUUGAACAAAUGGGACUUUACGACAGCUUUCUCGGCACCGGGAAAAGAUUGGGUAGCAAACCGAUGGGGUCGAUUAUUAUUGGAAAGACAUUAGAAAGAGGUAAAGGAAGAAGACUAGGUGGUACGACACCUGGAACAGGACCAAGAAGGAAUGCUAGAGAAAUGGCAGCAAUCGCGGCAGAUAAAAGGGCAGCGGAUAACAAAACAUGCUGCAACUCAAAUGAUCAGAAAAACUAUAUGCCUGUUCAAGAAGAUCUAGUAAUAGAACUUCUUGAUGAUGAUUCAAACGAAGAGAAUCAUAAUAUUGAAGUCACCAAGUUAGAAACCGCUGGGGGUAUAGAAAUUAUGGAUUUGACGUGA
This is a messenger RNA of Kluyveromyces lactis, 732 nucleotides long. It is a transcript of the gene WSS1, whose product is annotated as metalloendopeptidase WSS1. The record is from RefSeq and is a predicted model, not a curated record. The coding region runs from base 1 to 732 and encodes 243 amino acids. The transcript has a single exon. NCBI's taxonomy places the organism in Eukaryota, Fungi, Ascomycota, Saccharomycetes, Saccharomycetales, Saccharomycetaceae.